ACAAAUACCAGAUAUAGAAGGCCAAACCAAACUCUAGGAAAUAACUUUAAAAUACAUUAUUUUUUCAAAAAACGUUUGGAUCUAUAAAUUACAAUUAUAAUCUCAUCACAUCUGUCAGUGAAAUGAGUCAAAAAACAUAGGUUACCGUCAAUUUAUAUGUUUUCAAUUUCAAAUACUCGACGCUCAUUGGUCGUGACGAAAUCGUCUUCCUCGACAAAAUACGGCAUAUUUUCCUACAUAGCCCGCUAUAGGGAGUUGAAUAUCCUUCUUCUAUAUAUCCUUGCGCUGCCUGAACGCGCACAAUUUAAAAAAAAUGACAUUUAUGAUAUAACUAACCUCAAAUAGUUUCAGUUUCAGCGCCUUUUCCUGUUUUGAUUUGAAAGGGCUCAAAUUUGCUGUUUAUCUGUUUGCUUUUAUUUGCUUGUCUGUCGUCUCAAAACCGAGGAUUUCUCAAAAUGAGUUUAUUGUGGGUUGAUAAAUAUCGACCAAAGGAUUUUGCAUCGUUGGACUACCAUAUCCAGCAAGCACAGGAACUGAAAAACUUGGUAGAGCGCAGCGAUUUUCCUCAUAUGCUUAUAUAUGGCCCUAGUGGUGCUGGUAAAAAGACUAGAAUAAUGUGUAUUUUAAAAGAACUUUUUGGCCCGGGAGUGGAACGCUUGAAAAUGGAAAAUGUAACUGUUACAACCCCUUCCAAUAAAAAAGUUGAAAUUAUGACUGUUAAUAGUAACUAUCAUAUUGAGAUAAAUCCUUCAGAUGUGGGCAUAUACGAUCGCGUCAUUGUAAUGGAUUUGAUCAAAAAUAUUGCUCAAGGACAGCACAUUACUACCACAAACAAUCCCAGAGAUUUCAAAGUUGUUGUUCUCACAGAGGCAGAUAAUUUAACCAAUGAUGCCCAGCAUGCCUUAAGAAGGACUAUGGAGAAAUAUUCCAGUAAUUGUCGGCUCAUAUUGUGUGCCACUUCAUUAUCACCAGUAAUCCCAGCCAUACAAUCCCGUUGUUUAUUGGUGAGAGUACCUGCACCUUGUAUUAAAGAAAUUGUCAAUGUAUUACAGAAUACCUGCAAAAAAGAGGAUGUAAAUCUGCCUCUUCCCUUUGCUGAGAGCGUCGCAAAAGCAUGUAAUGGGAAUUUGAGAAGAGCAAUUUUAAUGUGUGAAGCAUGUAAAGUUGAAAAUAACACUUUUCAGGACGUCAGCAACAUUCCUCACCCCGAUUGGGAAAUUUUCAUACGAAAAGUUGCCAAAAGUAUAAUGGACCAACACAGUAUUUCUAACAUAAUGAAGAUUAGAAAUCAGCUAUAUGAAUUACUCACAAAUGGUAUACCUGCAGAAAUAAUUUUCAGGAAUAUUGUGGAAGGUCUUGUUAUAAGGUGUGACCCAGAAGUUGUUCCUUAUUUGGUAAGGGAAGCAGCUAUAUAUGAACACCGUAUGACACAAGGGAAUAAGCAUAUUAUACAUUUAGAAGCAUUUGCUAUUAAGGCUAUGUGUUUGUUUCAAAAAGCAUCUAUUGAAAGACAUAUUCAUUAAUUGUACAUUGUUUAUCUUCAGUUAUAUUUUUGUAAUAAAAUUAGCAGAAACAUUUGAAGCGCCUUUAAAAUAAAAAGUAUUCUUAAAU
Molecule: messenger RNA, 1611 nt
Organism: Sitophilus oryzae (rice weevil)
Lineage: Eukaryota; Metazoa; Arthropoda; Insecta; Coleoptera; Curculionidae
Gene: RfC38
Product: replication factor C subunit 3
Exons: 1
Coding region: 456-1523 (355 amino acids)
Biological process (GO): DNA-templated DNA replication; DNA repair
Cellular component (GO): DNA replication factor C complex; nucleus
Molecular function (GO): ATP hydrolysis activity; DNA clamp loader activity; DNA binding
Source: RefSeq, a predicted model, not a curated record